UUUCUGCACAAACUAUUUGCAGCGGAUCCUCGUUCUACGCACGAUUGUUCUACAUUCUACCACUUCUAUGGUGGUGGUUAGUUAUCGUAGUCAGUACCGCAUUAUCCCUAGCAGUCGUUGUGUUCGGCAACUUUCGAUUAACGACUGUUUCGCUGGCCCGUCCGCAUUGUCUUUCGUGCGCGCGCUAGCCGCGCUCUUAUUUUCGUUUCGCAUCUGGCGCGAUUCUUGACUUUCUCAAGCGGAACAGAGCGAAAGAUCACAUGGAAAGCAAACCAGGAUACAAGGGACGCUGUGCGGCCAGUUGGUGUGAGAGCAGGGGCACGAAAAGCAGUGCCAAGUUCUUCCGUUUCCCGCCGGAUGACAGCAGGUGCAACAAGUGGCGAGAAUUUGCACUCAGAGGAGACCUGGAUCAUCUGACAUCAAAGCAAAUGCACUUGGGGUAUCGUCUCUGCUCUGAGCACUUUGUCGAAAGUGAUUUUAGUGACCCAGACAGAACAAAGUUACUUUCGUCUGCAGUGCCAUCCCUUAUUUAUCCUAGGACUCUGCAGAGGGAUCCACAAGGGAAUUCUGAAGGGACCUCCACUCAAGAAUUGCUACCGGGACUUCAACAGAAGCAUAGGCGCCAACGUCGUGCUUGUUCGGCGUUGUGGUGCUCCACUAACAGUAAAAACAGUAAUUGCUCGUUCCACCGCUUCCCAAAGGAUGACAGGUGCAAGGCAUGGGUUGAAUUUAUUGAACGGGAGGACUUGAAGGAUGUACCAUUGGAAAAGUUGAACAAACACUUGCGUCUUUGCCCUUUACAUUUUAAAGAUGAAGAUUUCAUGAACCCUGCCAAGACGAGACUUAAUUGGAACGCAGUGCCAUCUGUAAGGGCAGAGCCAGCAACCCCAGCCGAAAGACGGCACGUCAACCGAACUGCAGCUUCUGGAUGUCCAACUGAGAGGCCGAAAAGCGUAUGGCCAAUGCUGCGUACUUUUAAAAGACGUGGUAUCACGUGGCACAUUCGUCCAGCACCUGAAAUAGACUAUGAAACCACCAUUCCUGAACCACUGGAGCUUUCACUGAGCGCCGAGGACGUCUUUCUCCUGGGAGAAACUUGCGGUUCAGAAGCGAAUGAAGAAGUGACAGGUGACGGGGACGACUGCUCAGACAGUGACAGUAACAGCGUAUGCGUGGCUGAGGGCAUGGACUAUUCCUCAGAUGAACAAGACACCGUUCCUACCACGAAGUCCAUUGGACUCCAAACGGAUGAACGCGACCCUGAAACAACCACAACCUUUUCGUCAUUUUUGUGUCACAUGACUCGGGAUGGAGUAGCUACUGAAGUGGCUCACAAAGCAGUGGACUCGGUGCUGCCAGCAACUCCGAGCAGUCCAAAAAGAAAAUCUAGGUCGCGGUACAUAACUUACAUUGUUUACUGAGAUCAAACUGUAAGCCACAGGUGUCACUGUGCAUGUACAAAUGUAAAUUGUAUCAAUAAUUUACAACUGAAGUUUCGGAUAUAAGCUGCUUUUUAAGACUGACGGUAUUGGUGUCGCAAUUAAGCUACACCACUUGUAUAGUUUGCAAAAUAAAAGUUUACUAAAA
Molecule: messenger RNA, 1587 nt
Organism: Rhipicephalus sanguineus (brown dog tick)
Lineage: Eukaryota; Metazoa; Arthropoda; Arachnida; Ixodida; Ixodidae
Exons: 7
Coding region: 261-1421 (386 amino acids)
Molecular function (GO): sequence-specific DNA binding
Source: RefSeq, a predicted model, not a curated record